This is a messenger RNA of Pimephales promelas (fathead minnow), 2049 nucleotides long. It is a transcript of the gene eif3ja, whose product is annotated as eukaryotic translation initiation factor 3, subunit Ja. The record is from RefSeq and is a predicted model, not a curated record. Lineage: Eukaryota; Metazoa; Chordata; Actinopteri; Cypriniformes; Leuciscidae. Gene Ontology annotation, cellular component: cytoplasm; eukaryotic translation initiation factor 3 complex. Gene Ontology annotation, molecular function: translation initiation factor activity.
GCUGCUGUUCUAGAGAGAAUUUGACUGGACAAAACGAACGUAGUGCAGGAUGAGUCUACAUGUCAUUAUUAUUUUUCUUGUAGCGAGAGACUGUAAACUUUAAAUAUAUCGGCUAACUGUUAAUUUUGUCAACGUUUAUGGUGAUUAAACUAGCAUAGAUGGCCUCAAAGCGAACGGACGGGCUAAAAAUAGGCUUUUAUUUUGAAAUGUCUUGAAGUCUUCGAGCAGUGCGUUCAGCUUCACUCCCUCGUUCGUUCCCCUCAGCGACACUGACAUCAUGGCGGACGCCGAUUCUUGGGAUGCCGAUAGUUUCGAGCCCGAAGCUCCCAUCAAAAACGCGGCAGUUCUUGACAAAUGGGAGGGCGAGGAUGAAGACGACGACGUGAAAGAUAAUUGGGAUGAUGAUGAAGAGGAAGAAAAGGAGGAAAAGAAGUCAGAGACUGAGGCUAAACCUACGGAAAAGAAGAAACUCAGUGAAAAGAUAAAAGAAAGGGAAAAUUUAGAAAGAAAAAAACAAGAGGAGCUCAAAAAACAAUUAGCGUCAUCAAAAGACAGCACAGAACUCACACCAGAAGAGGAGCAGGCAGAAAAGCUUAGAGUGAAAAAACUACAGGAGGAUUCAGACUUAGAACUAGCAAAAGAGGCAUUUGGUGUAGUAUCAAAUAACGUUUCAGGAAUUGACGCGAUGAGUCCCUCUUCGAAAGAAGACUUCACAGAGUUUGAGCGGUUGCUAAAAGAAAAAAUAUCUCCCUAUGAGAAGUCUAUACACUAUUCCAGCUUUUUAGAGACGCUGUUUAGGGACCUGUGUCUUUCAUUGGAAGUUGAAGACUUGAAGAAAAUUAGCAACUCACUGACAGUGUUACUAAGCGAAAAGCAGAAGCAAGAAAAGGCAAACAAAGGUAAAAAGAAAAAGAAGGGAGUUAUACCAGGAGGAGGUUUUAAAGCCAAGCUGAAAGAUGAUCUGGCAGACUACGGGGAGUUUGAUGGCGGUUAUGCACAAGACUACGAGGAUUUCAUGUGACCAAGGCUUAACCCAUUGAUAACUUUCGCUGGUUGCUGAACCAUACACCUUAACAGCAUGACCUUACCCCUCAGUCAGGCCCACUUACCAGAAUCAUGCUAGGAAACUCUGAACGCCAUCCCACGCAAUGCACACUCUCCCCCCCCCAAAGAGGUUUAUGCAGAGAAUGAAUUAACUGAGGUAUUUUCUCUGUUGUGAAUUUAGGUCAAUGUUUGUCGGAAUAAAAAACCGAUGAAACGGGCUCUUCCUUGCAAAUGUGAUCAAUUAAUCGUGACAGUCCAGGAUUAUAUGAACGGUGUGUUAUUGUUCGGUAACUUCUACUUGGAAAUAAAUGACAUUCUAUGCAAAUUUCUUUCCGUAUUGAUCUCCAUGUCGUUCGAUUCGCUUCGGGCGUUUUCCUUGUUGAAUGGGAUGUUCCUUUAGGCCGACUAAGACAACCUGAAGUGAUGAUAUCUAAGUAGUCACAUGGUUCAUAAAUCAUGUCUACACAAUCAAACGAUUCAUUUUUUUGUUUGUUUGUUUUUGUUCAUAGACGAUAGUGAGCUCAAUUGUUUAGAUGAGUAAAUCUAGAGUGUAGCAUACCUAGUGUAAGCAUAAUACAUCGAAGAUAACGCCUUUUCGUUUGUAGCUCGUAUUGCAUUCCAUGUAAAGUCUAAGACCAAAAGUAUCAAAUGAACCGUUUUGAAGAUACAUUGCAGCAUUAUUAGGAUUACCUCAAUUUUUGCAGAGAAAAAUAUGUGAAUAAUUACAAAUCUAACUGGUGUUUUCAUUGCAGCACGUUAUGCAGUUGCUCAUUUGACCUCGACCAUGCCAGCAAAGAAAGAGCGCGAUUCUUCUGCUGAUGAUGAAUAAGGGACUGAAAGUUGACGUAGGGUCUUUUCAGGCGUUGUUUGGCUUUCCAUUUUUCUUGAAAACUUAAACAAAGUGUGGUAGACAUGCUCUAAAGAGACUUAAGAUCAGCAAAGUCGAUAAUAGGACUCUGCACUGUUUUAUAAAGAUCUAAUUUAAUAAAAGUUGCUUAUAAUUCA